CUUCAGAUCCAGACUUUAAUGACUCGAAUCUUCAAUUCCAUCUCCAUCUUCGCCCUCUUCCUCUCCGUCAUCAUAUUCACCUAUCUCAAAUUGUACACCUCUGACCAGGUCAAAGUUCACAUCUGCCUUGCCAUCUCACUGGCCUUGGCCCAACUGGUGAUGUUGUUCAUGGGCCAGACCGAACAUAAGGGUAUCUGUCGGGCCAUAGCUGGUAUCAUGCACUAUUUGUUGACGGCUUACUGCAUCUCAAUGAUCCUUGAAGGGACACUGCUUCACCGCAAAGCCUCCCGGACUCACAAGGCCCCAGCCAAGGGUUGGGUGAUCUUACUCUGCGUUUGGGGCAUUCCAUGUGUGAUGAUAGCCGUAAUGAUGGGAAGUGUGAUUGAUGGCUAUGGUGGUGAAUGUGCCUGCUGGUUGAACGUGCAAUACGGAACCAUGUGGAUUUGGCUUGCAGAGGUGUGUCUUGUCGUAGCGGUUAACACCGUUCUACUGUCUCUGAUCAUGCGCACAUUUAUCUCUCUCAAGGCGAACACAAAGAAGAGCGAAAAUGACAGACUCAAGGCUACAGCUCGUGCUUUGUUGAUCAUGAUGCCUAUGAUGGGAAUGACUUGGAUGUUUGCUCUGCUACAAGCUUCGUUCAAAAAUGUCUUCUUGCAGUGGUUAUUCAUCCUACUCAACGCACUGCAAGGACCCCUGUUCUUCGUGUUUCAGUGCAUCAUGCAUCCAGAGGUCCAGAAGGUAAUCGGCCGCAAGCGCAAGACAGUCGACUCGUCCAAGUGGGCCAUGAAAACCUCGACCACUGGCAUUGGUCGAACCGAGUUAACGGGUAUUUCUCAUGCCACAGAAUCCAAGCUGGGAGAAGUUCAUUAA
Strongylocentrotus purpuratus (purple sea urchin) is the source of this 870-nucleotide messenger RNA. Its product is annotated as adhesion G protein-coupled receptor E3-like. Gene Ontology annotation, biological process: cell surface receptor signaling pathway; adenylate cyclase-activating G protein-coupled receptor signaling pathway. The record is from RefSeq and is a predicted model, not a curated record. The coding region runs from base 19 to 870 and encodes 283 amino acids. Gene Ontology annotation, cellular component: membrane. The transcript is spliced from 9 exons. NCBI's taxonomy places the organism in Eukaryota, Metazoa, Echinodermata, Echinoidea, Camarodonta, Strongylocentrotidae. Gene Ontology annotation, molecular function: G protein-coupled receptor activity.